AUGGCUUCAGAAGGGCACCUGGCAAUGGUUGUGGUUGGGUUUGAAAUUGUUUCCAGCGUCUUGGGGCAGUUGGAGACAACCAUUACGCCAGAGAAUUACCUAGAAGGAAGACUUCCUGAGGGUGCCGAAAACGAACUGAAAAAGCUUCGUGAAAAUCUGCAAGAAAUUCGCUAUGUGCCGGCUGAUGCAGAGCAAAAACAAGGGAAGGAGAAACCUCUGAGAUCAUGGUUGAACAAGCUCAAAAAUACGUGCUAUGACUUGGAAGAUGUUUUGGAUGAGUGGAACAUUGCUGUCUCGAAAAUGCAAGUCCCGGGCGCUGAUCUGAAUGCUCUUAUUCGUGAGAAAGAGAAGGUAUGCUUUAUGUUGCCCUCCUCUUGCUCUUGUUUGAAUGGUGUCAGUAUACAUCGUGACUUUGCUCGGAAGAUUAAAGAACUAAGUGAAAUAAUAGAUGAUAUUAACAAAGAGAAAAAAAAAUUUAGCCUUAAAGACAUUGGGAGGAGUGAUGAGAAAAUAGAGAGUGUUAGUAGCUCUUUUGAUGAUGUGUCUGAGAUAUGUUUUCGAGACAAUGAGAAGAAGGAAUUAGUGGGCAAGUUGUGUGAGAGUGGUGUUAAAAGAAAACAUCCCCAUAUCAUAUCAGUUGUAGGGCCGGAAGGAGUCGGAAAAACAACUCUGGCUCAAUUCGCCUACAAUGAUAAUAUGGUGCUAAGUUAUUUUGAUAAAAGAAUAUGGGUGCGUGUUUCUGACCCUUUUGAUGAGCUUAAGAUAGCUAAGUCUAUCAUUAAAGCUCUGAAAGGGGUCGUCUUUAAUGUUGUUGAAAUUGGGUCUCUUUUGCAAUGGAUUAGUCUAUCUGUUGUGGGAAAGAAAUGUCUUCUUGUUUUAGAUGGUAUGUCCGUAGAAGACUAUGAAAAAUGGAAGCCAUUUUAUCGUUGUCUGAAGAAUGGUUUACCUGGUACUAAGAUUUUAAUUACCACUCGAAAGGAGACAAUAGCUUCUAUGGUCGAAUUAAAAGAGGUUGUCCCAAUUGAGAAAUUGCCUAGAGAGGGAUGUUUGAUGUUGUUAAAACAUUUAGCAUUUUUUGAUAGGUCUCCUGAGGAUUGGAACUAUGUAGAAGACAUAGGUGAGAAAAUUGCAGAUAAGUGUAAGGGUUUGCCUUUUGCUGUAAAGAUUAUUGGGAGUCUCUUACGCUUUAAAAAUACCAUAGAGCAAUGGCCGAAAAUCUCAGAAAGUUGUAUAUGGGAACUAGAAGAGUUAGAGGCGAACAAUCAUUUUCCAUUUCUGUUUUUGAGUUAUUGUGAUUUACCCACAAUGUUAAAACGAUGUUUCUCAUAUUGUGCUAUCUUUCCAAAAGAUUACAAUAUGAGCAAAGAUCAAUUAAUUAAACUAUGGAUGGCACAAGGUUAUCUUGGUUUAGAAAAAGAUGAAGAAAUGGAGAUGAAGGGUCGAGAGUAUUUUGACUACUUAGUAAGACUAUCUUUCUUCGAUGUGUUUAAAAAAGAUCAUGAUGGCACUAUUUUAUGUUGCAAAAUGCAGGAUAUAGUGCAUGAUUUCGCUCAAUUUAUCAAUAAAUUUGAGUAUUUAACCAUCGAAGUUAAUGGUCUUGAAGAUCCAUUCUCAAACACUGCUCACCAAGAAGCUCACCAUUUAAUGUUAAUGGUCAGGGAAGGAGCUCCACUUCCUAAAUCCUUAAGUGAUUUCAAAAAGUUGCGAAGCCUCAUAAUUCUGUGUAGAGUUACAGAUCCCUCAUUGCUUAGUGAUGUCCUAUUAAAGUUAUUUGAUCAACAGAUACCUUUAAGGGCAUUAGAUCUCAGUGCAAAGCUGCAAGCUGAGUGUGGGUACCAACACCAAGAAGUUACCUCAGGGGAUUGGAAAGUUAAUCAACUUGAGGCAUCUAGUAACAAUGGAACUUCACUAGAGUACAUGCCAAGGAAUCGAGAAAUAACUUGCCUUCAGACCUUAAGUGAUUUCUUUUUGGGUGGUGGCGGCAGCGGCGGUGAAGCAUGCACCCUAGAGAUUUUGAAACGGAGGAAAAAGAGAGGGGUGAGUCAGGAGGAAGAAGAGAUUCUUGUAGCCUUGCAACCACCUUCUGAUAUAGAGGGUUUGAGAAUUACCGCUUUGGGAAGACUUCCAUCCCUUGAAUCACCUCCUAUAUGGAAUAUGCAGAGUGUGAAACGAGUUGGUAAUGAGUUUCUGGGAAUCGAAGUGGUAAAGCAUCUGCUAUUGUCUUUCCGAAACUGGAGUCGCUCAAAUUUGUUGACAUGGAAAAUGGGUCGAAUGCUUAAGAUGUACGGGAAGGUCAAUAAUCAUGCCAUGUCUUUGCUCGCUAUCAUUUUUUCUGUUAGUGAACUUCUCACUGGCCCCAGAUUGCAAUUGGAAAGUGCUUUAUUUCUCAUAGAGGUUGUUUUGUCUAUUCUGAUGCCAACUAGGCAGCUUAGGCCUAAUGGAGCAGAUAUUUCUGCUUUCAUCUUAAUUAUGAAACAGGAAAUCGAGAUUGCUGGGAAGAGAUCAAACCCAGAAAGGAAGUGGAGGCCAUUACUGGCUUGUUUCUAG
This is a messenger RNA of Pistacia vera, 2547 nucleotides long. RefSeq names its product putative disease resistance protein RGA3. The coding region runs from base 1 to 2547 and encodes 848 amino acids. Lineage: Eukaryota; Viridiplantae; Streptophyta; Magnoliopsida; Sapindales; Anacardiaceae. The transcript is spliced from 7 exons. Gene Ontology annotation, molecular function: ADP binding. Gene Ontology annotation, biological process: defense response to other organism. The record is from RefSeq and is a predicted model, not a curated record.